AUGGGUGCCGUCGUCUCUUGUUUCGAAGCCAUCUUCCGCACGAUUGGCAGCGUCAUCAUGGCCAUCAUCAGCGGCAUCGGCAACAUGCUCACUGCUAUUAUCAACGGCAUCGUCGCCUUCUUCGGCAUCAUCAUCUCCUGCCUGACGUGCGGUCGCUCCGGCGGCAACCGUCGCUACAGACAUCGAGGCAUGGGAGGGUCCAGAGUUAGGAGUACCGUAUAA
Messenger RNA from Trichoderma citrinoviride, 222 nucleotides. RefSeq lists its product as hypothetical. The transcript is spliced from 2 exons. The record is from RefSeq and is a predicted model, not a curated record. Lineage: Eukaryota; Fungi; Ascomycota; Sordariomycetes; Hypocreales; Hypocreaceae. The coding region runs from base 1 to 222 and encodes 73 amino acids.